Neocloeon triangulifer is the source of this 2293-nucleotide messenger RNA. RefSeq lists its product as uncharacterized. The record is from RefSeq and is a predicted model, not a curated record. Bases 144 to 1679 code for a protein of 511 amino acids. Lineage: Eukaryota; Metazoa; Arthropoda; Insecta; Ephemeroptera; Baetidae. The transcript is spliced from 9 exons.
AUUAAACGAAAAUAAAAUAAAAUUAUCGCGACGAGAACGGAAACCGCAAAAAGCUGAGAGUGCUGAUAAGGUUUUCCAUCACUCUUGUAAUAUUAUUCUCUCAGCAAGGAAAGAAUCGUGUGUCCGAGUAUUUUCUAGUUUGGAUGGAUACGCGGAUCGCCUUUUUGGCCCUCCUCUUCGCCGCCGUCCACGGCGACGAGUGGUUGACGCUCGUCCGGGACUCGUCUUGCGCCUCCUCAGCAUUGAACGUUUCGGUCGAGUGGAGGAGCGAGCGGCUGGAGGUCACGUGGCCACCGCUGCCCUGCGACGCGCAACUCGACCUUGACCUAAGACGCCCAGAUCAAGACCUAAGGUCAAGGUGCGCAUGCGAGACGGAGUCCUCGACCGUCACCUACAGCCGCCGCAGGUACCUCUUCAGGUCGCACCCUGAGCGGCACGCGGAGGGCAGGGCGACCUUCUCCCAGGUGGCGAACGGCUGUUACCUGAUGCUAGCCACCCUGACCAAAGGUCAAACUGAGCUCGGCCACGUUUGCCGCGAGGUUUCGGUGUCCAACCAGGUCACCGAACACCACAACGCGAAGGUCACCGACCUGAGCAUCCGAAAUGAUUCCCUAAGGGCUGAAGUUGAGGUCAGAGGGCAAAUCUUGCCUCAACCGCAACCGCCGUUCAAACUUGAGUUGACUUUGAUUUGCCAAAAUUGCACCGCGGAAGUAAAACAUCCAACCUGCACAGUCCUAUUUGACGAACAUGAAACCGAAGUUCCCAAAACGAACAGCUGUUCCUGCUUUUUCCAUGGCCCGAAAUUCAACUGCAGCGUCCAGACGGACACCAAAGGACCGUUUCGGGCCAAGGUGAAAAUCGACGACGGGCGGUGCGGAACGCAAUUCGAACCAAUGCAGUGCUCCUUCGAGUCUCCUUCUCCCGAGCAAAAGGGGGUUGCAAAAAGUAUGCCCGAAGAGAAGUCGGGGGCACCUGAAAUCGUGGUCAUGAUCGUCGUCGUCACCGCCGCGGUUGUGUUUUUCGCCUACAAAGUCAUCUGCCGCAUUCUGGCCAAAAAGGACGACGACGAUGACGACAUUGAGGAAAAGAGUUUUACGCCGAUGGGGAGAAAAGCGAGCAAGCGUCGAUCCGAGCGGAAGGAGCUGAAGGUGCUGCUGCUGUACGCGCGGGAGGAGGCGGAGGAGUUUGCGUUGGCGGUGCGGGGGCUGCGUUCGGCGCUGGAGGGGCGGCUGGGGUGCGAGGUGGUCGACCUGCACCACCGCGACUGCGCGCCGCGGCUGCACGCGGACGGCUUCGGCUUCGUCGAGGAUUUUUUGCGGCGCGACUCGUGCUUCAACGCGCACCACGACGUGCGCGUCCUGCUGCUGCACACCGACUGGAGCGUCAGGGUGGCCCGCGACCCUGGCGCCGCCCGCCCCAAGAACCCAAACUACUUCGACACGUACUACGCCGAAGCCCUCAGGGUGCUGACGCGCGACCCUGACAAGGUGGUCGCCGACCAGAUCUUCCACCUCCGACACGCGGACCUCCCCCUGACGCAACCCCCUGACCUCCUCAGGUUCAACGCCACCGAUAACACGCUCUAUCGCUACCCUGACGAGUUUGACCCGCUUUGCUGGGCCUUGAAGGGCAGGGUUGCCGGAAAUGAAGAGGACCUGAUUGCAGACACGCCCGUUUGAAUUUCCUUUUCAAAAAAAAAAUGAAAAAGAAACUUUAACCAUUAAAUUACAAUUACCCAAUUAAUUAUUAUAAUUUAUUUGUAUGAUUUGAAGAUAACUGAUCUAAAUUUUUGCAAUAUUUGCAACUCCUAUUUUCACUUGCAUUUAAGAAACUGCAAGAAAUUUUUUUUAAUUUUCAAGUUUCAAUGAAUUUGAUCUGAACUGAUAUGUGUGAGAAUUUAACAAGACUUAAUAAACUAAUUGCAUUUUUUUUUUAUUUUAACAAAUUUUUGACUUUAAUUUAGUCUUUUCCACUUUUGCCGGCGCUUCUCUUCCUCUUCUUUUUCGCAACCGCAUUUUUGUUCCUACCUUUGAUGUCCUUUUUCUUCUUCUUUUUUUCCUCGUCACUGUCCUCAAGCUCGACAGUGACCACGCCCCUCUUUGGAAUGGUGGGUCUGACCUCUGGCAGCAAGAUUUUCUCCUCCAACUGCUCACCCUUGACCUUGGGUUCGACCGCACCCUGAGGCGACACCACCAGGGCCAGGCAGGUUGGUCUGCAACCGGUGCUGACGGACCCAAUCAGCUUCGGGACACUCAACUCCCCAUUCUCCUCACUCAGUCUCUUCUGUAAAUUG